AUGAAGCAGCGUUUCUCUUCUCUCGACGUAAAGGUUAUUGCGGCUGAACUAGCAACAUCACUUACGACUCUACGUGUCUCCAAUAUCUACGACCUUUCUAGUAGAAUCUUCCUCUUCAAGUUCGCCAAACCUGGCCGCCGAGAACAGCUGAUCGUUGACUCUGGAUUCCGAUGUCACCUUACGUCUUUCUCCAGAACAGCGGCGACUGCGCCAUCAGCUUUUGUCAGUCGGCUGCGGAAGUACCUCAAGAGCAGGCGGGUCACAAAUGUGGCACAAAUAGGCACAGAUCGCGUCAUCGAAAUAACCUUCAGUGACGGUCAGUAUCGGCUAUACUUGGAGUUCUUCGCCGCCGGAAACAUAAUAGUCACAGACGCACAGUUGAACGUCCUUGCUUUACUACGACAGGUCAGUGAAGGUGAUCAAGAUGUCGACGUGAAAUUGGGUGGGAGAUACACCUUAGAAGUAAAACAGAACUUUCAUGGCAUUCCUCCCAUCACAUCGGACAGAGUCAAGGAGAUUCUUGAGCAUGCUGUGCAGAGAACGAAAGCGGCAAACGAAAUUGGAGGUAAAAAGGCCAAAAGAGCGAAAGGAGGAGACGAUCUGAGAAAGGCUCUGAGCGCUGGUUUCCCAGAAUUUCCCGCUCAUCUGUUGGAACAUGUCUUCAAGGAAGCCGGCGUGGAUGCGGGCACAAAGGCAGAAGAUGUCAUUAACAACCAGCAAUCUAUGCAAUUAGUUAUGAAGGCUUUGGAUCGCGCUCACGAGAUCUUUACGACCUUGGGUACUGGACGGUCUAAGGGUUACAUUAUCGCGAAGACAAAGACGUCUGCAGAGAGCCCAGCUUCAGAGAUACAAUCCCCCGAUCGAGCCAAUCUCCUCUAUGACGAUUUUCACCCAUUCAAGCCUUGCCAGUUUGAAGACAAACCUGGUAUACAAAUUCUGGAGUUUGAGGGUUUCAAUCGCACAGUUGACGAGUUCUAUUCCUCCAUAGAGUCGCAAAAGCUGGAGUCCCGGCUCACAGAACGAGAGCUGGCUGCGAAGAAGAAGUUGGAGUCAGCAAAAGAAGAACAGGAGAAGAGAAUUGGUGCACUUAAGCAAGUGCAAGAACUCCAUGUCCGAAAGGCUCAAGCCAUUGAGGCAAACACUCAUCGCGUCGUAGAGGCAUGUGCCGCCGUCAACGGAUUGAUUGGGCAAGGCAUGGACUGGGUUGAUAUCGGAAAGUUGAUCGAGAACGAGCAGAAACGCGGCAACGUUGUGGCACAAACUAUCAAGCUACCGUUGAAACUGGACGAAAACACAGUGACUCUCCUGCUUGACGAGCCUGGAUUCGACGAGGAAGAUGAAAAGAGCGAGGCAGACGAGACGGACGAGGAAGAAGACUCGGACGAAGACUCGGACGAAGAGUCCCGCAAGCCCCCGGGCAAACCAGCUGCAGAUAAACGACUGGCGAUCGAUAUUGACCUCGCUCUUUCACCGUGGGCAAAUGCCAGACAGUACUACGAACAGAAGAAGACCGCAGCAGUCAAGGAAUCGAAGACAAAGGAAGCAUCCGCUAUGGCGCUCCGAUCGGCAGAGAAGAAGAUUGAAGGCGACCUUAAAAAGGGUCUUAAGCAGGAGAAGGCUGCCCUCAGACCCGCGAGAAAGGCAUUCUGGUUCGAGAAGUUUCUCUACUUCAUCUCCAGUGAUGGGUAUCUGGUCAUUGGUGGGAAGGAUGCACAACAGAACGAAUUGCUGUACAGACGGUACCUGAAGAAGGGCGAUGUCUAUGUGCAUGCUGACCUUCAGGGCGCAUCUAGUGUUAUCGUAAAAAACAAUCCACGGACUCCUGAUGCCCCCAUACCACCAUCAACACUAUCCCAGGCAGGUGCUCUUACUGUUUGUACAAGCAGUGCAUGGGAUUCGAAAGCCGUGAUGGGCGCAUGGUGGGUGAACGCAGAGCAAGUGAGCAAGACCGCACCGACCGGAGAAUAUCUCACCACAGGUGGCUUCAUCAUUAGAGGUCACAAAAACCUCUUACCUCCAAGUCAGCUGCUGUUGGGCUUCGGCGUUUUGUGGUUGAUCAGUGAAGAGAGCAGAGCCAAUCAUGGAAAGCAUCGGUUGGAAAGAUCUGAGAGCAUGCUGCCCGGUGAAGCAGAGGCUCUGGCGAACGAUGCAAGAGGUAUAUCGAUAGACGAGCAAGACCUAGCACAAGAGCAGAGCAAGCCAGUACCCGAUGUGGAAGAUGCCGCAAACUUUGUGGAGGAGGAAGAGGAAAAUAACGAGGUUGACAGUGGAUCAGAUGGGGCCUUCGGCAUUCCAAAUGAAGAGACAGAAGUGGGUAGCGACAGUGAGGACGGUCGAAACGGUUCAGCUGUGGACUCUGAAGUUGAUGACAAGCCCUCGAACCCACUACAGCAUAAUGGGUUAAGCCUCCAGCACGAUGCAGAAAUUGGGGAUAAGGACAAGCCUGACGCCGAUGUCGAGGCCGAGUCGGACGGCAAGUCAGAAGCUGGAAGUGAGAAAGGAGACCUCAACAACGGGACACCUGAUGGCGAUAUGUCAACACGUCCAUCCACCCCAGCAGCUUCGCAUGUGCAGUCGCAGUCGCAGUCCAAACCGUCCCAGCUGGCACGCGGUAAGAGAACAAAAGCUAAGAGAGCACAGAAGAAGUAUGCAGAUCAAGAUGAAGAGGAUCGCGCCCUUGCAAUGCAAUUACUGGGCUCGAACCGCGGUCAAGAACGAAAACAGGCCGUAGAAGCCGACAAGGCAGCACGCGAAGCCAAAGCCCAAGCCGACCGGGAACGACGCAAAGCGCAACACGCUAAAGCUGCAGAAAAGGAACGUCAGCGACGCGAGAGACUCGAGAAGGCAGCGCAGAGUGGCAGCGGCGCUGCUGUUCCGGAACUCGAUGAAGAUGAUGAGCUGAGUCGUGAGCAAUUGGAAGAAGAACGUCGCGAGCUGCUCAACAUUGACCGACUAGUGCCUAUGCCCGAACCUGGAGAUGAGCUGAUUGCAGCGAUCCCUGUGUGCGCGCCCUGGACAGCUCUGUCACGCCAGAAAUACAAGGUCAAGCUACAACCUGGCAAUAUGAAGAAAGGCAAAGCUCUCAAAGAGAUCCUAGGCUUUUGGACUUCAUUGGGGGCUAAAGGCUCCAAAGUGGUGGAUGAGUCAAAUCGCGAUAAAGAGCGUGUCUGGAGACGUGAGGUCGAUUUGCUGAAAGAGUGGCGUGUCGAAGAAAUUGUCGGCUCCAUUCCGGUCAAGGGGUGUCGCAUUGUUCAAGGUGGUGGAAUGGCUGGUGCACUAGGGGGUGGAGGAGGUGGUGCGGCCGGCAAGGGAAAGGCUAGUGGUGGUGGGAAAGGAGGGAAGGGCAAAGGGGGCAGUGGGAAGAAAGGCAGAUGA
Capronia coronata CBS 617.96 is the source of this 3375-nucleotide messenger RNA. RefSeq lists its product as uncharacterized. NCBI's taxonomy places the organism in Eukaryota, Fungi, Ascomycota, Eurotiomycetes, Chaetothyriales, Herpotrichiellaceae. Gene Ontology annotation, biological process: rescue of stalled cytosolic ribosome; ribosome-associated ubiquitin-dependent protein catabolic process. The record is from RefSeq and is a predicted model, not a curated record. The transcript has 2 exons. Gene Ontology annotation, cellular component: RQC complex. Gene Ontology annotation, molecular function: tRNA binding; ribosomal large subunit binding. The coding region runs from base 1 to 3375 and encodes 1124 amino acids.